AUGAACCAGGCGGAAGUGAGCGCGCUUGCACAGCGGCGCGAGAAGCUCGCUGCCGGUCGCAGAACCGGAGUGGAAGGCUUGGUUACGAACCCGCGUCUACUGAGCAUUGCGCUUGUUGCGGCGCUAGGCGGUCUGAACUAUGGAUAUGAACAGGGUUCUUAUGCACAAGUGCUCGUGAUGCCUUCCUUCACCAAUGACCCUCGCUUCUCAAGAAUCGCCACGGACUCGUCAUUCAAGGGCUGGACUGUAUCCGUACUGCCACUCGGUGGAUGGCUCGGCGCUCUGCUCAACGGCUACUUCGUCGGGCGAUUCGGGCGUAGAUGGGCAAUAUCUGCAGCAUCUUUCAUGUGUGUACUUGGAGGUGCACUGCACUCACAACUGCUGCCAUGA
Messenger RNA from Peniophora sp. CBMAI 1063, 390 nucleotides. The record is from the annotation of a GenBank genome assembly. Lineage: Eukaryota; Fungi; Basidiomycota; Agaricomycetes; Russulales; Peniophoraceae.